Oncorhynchus masou masou (cherry salmon) is the source of this 6691-nucleotide messenger RNA. RefSeq names its product plexin domain containing 1 (gene plxdc1). The transcript has 13 exons. The record is from RefSeq and is a predicted model, not a curated record. Bases 391 to 1833 code for a protein of 480 amino acids. NCBI's taxonomy places the organism in Eukaryota, Metazoa, Chordata, Actinopteri, Salmoniformes, Salmonidae.
GAGAGGGGAGGGUGGAGUAAGAAAAAGGAGAGAGGGUGGCCCGAAAACUAAGAGAGGAGAGCUAGAGACGAGGAAAGGAACAGAAAACCUGCAACACCUCAUCAGCUGUUUGUACUGCUUGUCAACUCUUCUUUUACCAUGGCUACAACAUCCCAGGACUUAAACUAAGGAGGAAACAAAGACACGAGUGUGAGAGAGAAAGAGAGAGGAAAGAGAAAAAUAAAAAAAGCAAGAACCCUUCACUUCUAAGUCAAAAAGGAAGAGUGAGAGUGAAAGGAGAGAGAGGAAAGGUGGGCGAGAGGAGGAGUAGGCACCCUUUCCUUGAAGAAGUAAGCGUGCAAGGGGAAAAGGAGAGAGGAGGAAGGAGGGAGCGCACUCUACUGUGUGGACAUGGGGUUGUAUGCUGUUCUGUUGAUCUGUCUAUCCCAGGCACAGUUUGGGAGAAUUUGGGCGCAGGAGCGAACAGAUGAUACGUCACUGCGGAUAGAUGGGGGCUCGUCUGAGAUGGGCAGGAUCUACCGAGACCAGCAGCCCUCCAUCAAACAUGGUCAGAACCGAGCGGUACGCCACGCACUGGGGGGAGGACUGGACAUUGAUACCUUGCCCGACAACAUGACCCAUGUGGUGGAGGACUCUCAGAGGUACUACAGGUGGAGGAGUUACGGGCCAGGAGAGAGACGGAUGGAGGAACUCUGGGUAGACCUAAAUGCUGUGCAACAGAGCAAAGUCAGAGUGCACGGCAUCCUGUCCAACACACACCGGCAGGCAGCGCGUGUGGCUCUCUCCUUUGACUUCCCCUUCUAUGGACACUACCUGAGACAAAUCACCAUAGCAACAGGAGGGUUCAUCUUCACGGGGGAGAUCACGCAUCGCAUGCUGACAGCCACACAGUACAUCGCCCCCCUCAUGGCCAACUUUGACCCCAGUUUUUCAAAAAACUCAACAGUGCGGUACAUGGACAAUGGUGAGGUGUUUGUGGUGCAAUGGGACAAGGUGCGGCUUCAGGGGCGCGAGGCAGAGGGAACCUUCACCUUCCAGGCUGCUCUCCAUAACAAUGGAACAAUCGCGUUCAACUACAGAGAGGUUCCUUUGCCAGUAGAGAAGAUCAACUCCACUGAACACCCAGUGAAGGUGGGCCUGUCCGACGCGUUCAUGGCCCUCCUCCCCUCUCCACAGUCCUCAGAUGCAAGACGGCGGACCAUCUAUGAGUACCAUAGGGUAGAGAUUGACACCACUAAGAUCAACAAUCACUCUGCCUUUGAAUUCACACCAUUGCCCACAUGUCUCCAACACACCACCUGUGAACUCUGUCUCAUAUCCAACCUGACAAAUGGCUGUGGUUGGUGCAACACACUGCAAAGAUGCUCCGAUGGAAUUGAUCGUCACAGACAGGAGUGGCUCGACUACAACUGUCCUGAAGAGGCAAAAGAGGGCACUUGUGAGGACUACACUCAGGGUGGCCCUGAGGGUUCCAUGGGGUCCUUCAACCACUCAGCCCCAGAGCCCACACCCUCCCCUGCAGUGCUCUCAGAUAUCCCCGUCACUGAGGACUUGCAAACGGGUCCUCCGCACCAGGAACGGACGGAGCACACUGCGAUUAUUGCAGGUGUGGUGGCAGCCCUCAUUCUGCUGGUAGCCUUGACCCUUUUGGCUGUCUACUAUAUCAACACACACCCCACUGUUGCUCCUCCAUUCUACCUCAUGCAGCGACACACCAAUAACUACUGGCCAUCUAUGAAGUUCCACAACCAGACCUGUCACUCCACCUAUGCUGAGGUGGAGCUUGGGGGUCACGAUAAGGAGGGCUUCAUUGAGGCCGAACAGUGCUGCUAACUAGGCUGGACUUCCGGGGCAACGUUGGACAAGAGAGUGAGCGCCAUUUUGGGGAUUAAAAAGGAACGAGAGGGGACAGAAAUGCAAAACGUCCCUUAUUCGUACUAUGGUGGACAAUGUGUAACUGCUUGUAGAGAACAGUACUUUGCCUGUUUUGUCUGUGUCUCUCGCUCUUCGCCUGUCCAACAUGCAGCAGCUGUCUAUGGCCCUGUUCGAAUACUCUAAUAAUACAUUCUUCCUCCUUCCCUUCCUUGAGGUAAGCACAAAUCUAACAUUAUUUGAUAGGUGAGCAAGAAGUCCACUACAUUGAUUUCACCAAUCAUAUCAUAUCAGAUCAGCGAUAACUUCAAGGAAGGACGGCCUACAGCGCCUUCGGGAAUGUAUUCAGACACUUUGGCUUUUUCCACAUUUUGUUACGUUACAGCCUGACUCUAAAAAUGGAUUUAAUUGUUUUUUCCCUCAUCAAUCUACACAAAGCAUAAACAUUUUUUUUUAGAAAUGUUUUCUAAUUUAUCAAAAAUAAUAAAUGGAAAUAUCACAUUGACAUAAGUAUUCAGACCCUUUACUCAGUACUUGGUUGAGGCACCUUUGGCAGCGAUUACAGCCGUGAGUCUUCUUGGGUAUUAUUCUAUCAUCCUGGCACACCUACACUACCGGUCAAACAUAAUAGUGAAGACAUCAAAACUAUGAAAUAGCACAUAUGGAAUCACGUAGCACAUGUGGAAUUUGUUCCUUAUUAAUGUGUUUGAGACAAUCAGUUGUGCUGUGACAAGGUAGGGGGGGGGGGGGGUAUACAGAAGACAGCCCAAUUUGGUAAAAGACCAAGUCCAUAUUAUGACAAGAACAGCUCAAACCAGCGAUGAGAUAUUACAGUCCAUCAUUACUUUAAGACAUGAAGGUCAGUCAAUCUGGAAAAUUUCACCAAAUUGGAAAGUUUCUUCAAGUGCAGUUGCAAACACCAUCAAGCGCUAUGAUGAAACUGGAUCUCAUGAGGACCGACACAGGAAUGGAAGACCCAGAAUUAACUCUGCUGCAGAGGAUAAAUUCAUUAGAGUUACCAGCCUCAGAAAUUGCAGCCCAAAUAAAUAUUUCAUAGUUCAAGUAACAGACACAUCUCAACAUCAACUGUUCAGAGGAGACGGUGUGAAUCAGGUGGAAUUAUACUGCAAAGAAACCACUACUAAAGGACACCGAAGAGACUUGCUUGGGCCAAGAAACACAAGCAACCGGUGGAAAAUUGUCCUUUGGUCUGGAGUCCAAAUUGGAAUUUUUGGUUCCAACAGCCAUGGUUUUGUGAGACGCGGUGUAGGUGAACGGAUGAUCUCCGCAUGUGUAUUUCCCACCGUAAAGCAUUGAGGAGGGGGUGUUAUGGAGUUGGGGUGAUUUGCUGGUGACACUGUCUGUGAUUUAUUUAGAAUUCAAUGCACUAUUAACCAGCAUGGCUACCACAGCGUUCUGCAGCGAUAUGCCAUCCCAUCUGUUUUGGGCUUAGUGGGACUAUCAUUUGUUUUUCAACAAGAUAAUGACCCAACACACCUCCAGGCUGUGUAAGGGCUAUUUGACCAAGAAGGAGAGUGAUGGAGUGCUGCAUUUGAUGGCCUGGCCUGCACAAUCACCCGACCUCAACCCAAAUGAGAUGGUUUGGGAUGAAUCGGACCACAGAGUGAAGGAAAAGCAGCCAACAAGUGCUCAGCAUAUGUGGGAACUACUUUAGGACUGUUGGAAAAGCAUUCCAGGUGAAGAUGGUUGAGAGAAUGCCAAGAAUGUGCAAAGCUGUCAUCAAGGGUGGUUACUUUGAAGAAUCUCAAAUAUAAAAUAUAUUUUGAUUUAACACUUUUUGGUUACUACAUGAUUCCAUAUGUGUUAUUUCAUAGUUUUGAUGUCUUCACUAUUAUUCUACUAGGUAGAAAAUAUUUAAAAAUAAAGAAAAACCUUUGAAUGAGUAGGUGUUCUUAAACUUUUGACCGGUAGUGUUUAUUGAGAUCCUCUCAAGCUCUGUCAGGUUGGAUGGGGAACAUUGCUGCACAGCUAUUUUCAGGUCUUUCCAGAGAUGUUCAAUCCAGUUCAACUCCGGGCUCAGACUGGGCCACUCAAGGACAUUCAGAGACUCCUGGGUUGCCUUGGCUGUGUGCUUAGGGUCAUUGUCCUGUUGGAAGGUGGCCCGUCAUCCCAGUUGGAGGACCUGAGCCCUCUGAAGCAGGUUUUCAUCAAAGAUCUCUCUGUACUUUUCUCCGUUCAUCUUCCCCUCAAUCCUAGUCUCCCAGUCCCUGCCACUGAAAAACAUCUCCACAGAAUGAUGCUGCCACCAACAUUCUACCCCGUAGGGAUGGUGCCAGGUUUCCUCCAAACUUGACGCUUGGCAUUCAGGCCAAAGAGUUCAGUCUUGGUUUCAUCAGGCCAGAGAAUCUUGUUUCUCAUGGUCUGAGAGUCUUUAGGUGCCUUUUGGCAAACUCCAUGCGGGCUGUCAUGUGUUUUUUACUCAGGAGUGGCUUCUGUCUGGCCACUCUACCAUAAAGGUCUGAUUGGUGGAGUGCUGCAAAGAUGGUUGUCCUUCUGAAAGAAUCUCCACAGAGGAACUCUUGAGCUUUGUCAGUGACCAACGGGUUCUUAGUCACCUCCCUGACCUCCCUCCCAGGCCCUUAUCCCCCAAUUGCUCAGUUUGUUCCGGGAGGCCAGCUCUUGGAAGAGUCUUGGUGGUUCCAAACUUCUUCCAUUUAUGAAUGAUAGAGGCCACUGUGUUCAAGGUGAUCUUCAAUGCUGCAGAAAUGUUGUUGGUACCCUUCCCCAGAUCGUUGCCUCAAUACAAUCCUGUCUCAGAGCCCCCAAUCAAGUUGUAGAAACAUCUCAAGGAUGAUCAUUGGAAUCAGGAUGUAGCUGAGCUCAAUUUCGAGUCUCAUAGCAAAGGGUCUGAAUUCUUAAGUAAAUAAGGUAUUUCUGUUUUUGUUUUUGUUACAUUUGCAAACAUUUCUAAAAACGUUUUUUUCUUUUUGUUAUUAUGGGGUAUUGUGUGUAGAUUGCUGAGGAAUCUUUAAGAAAUAUAUAUUUUAGAAUAAGGCUGUAACGUAGCAAAAUGUGGAAAAAGUCAAGGGGUCUGAAUACUUUCCGAAGGCACUGUAUGUAUAAUCAGAGAGGAUGGAUGUUGGAAAAACUCCAUCUGAGAGAAAAGAGCUGAAUACACAUUGUGUGUAAAGUCAGGGAAUGGUACAGACACACUAGCCUUCAUUACUGCAAACCAAUGUACAGUUCAACUUUAUAAUGGCUGUGUUUUAAUUUUGUUCUGUUUUGAGAAGAUAUCUUGUGUUUUCUAAAAUGUCUUGGUUGGUGAACAACCGUUGAGUUACAGUAUAUGUACAAUACUAUAGCCACAUGGACUUCAAUAUAACAGAUAUAUUUUAGUGAUUCUAAUGAUCAUUAUUGUCAUGAACCACUUUGGAAAAACCUGGUUAUAUUGUUUUGGAGAAAUGUACUUUCAUUAAGUUUAGCAUAUGAAAAAAAAACAUGUUUUGUUUUGACAUCAGUACUGUUUGAAAAUGUUCCAAUAAAAACUUGUGGUUGGUUUUGAUAAAAUCCUUGAGUCGCUCAAAUAAAUUAGCAUUUUUCAAGCACAUGGUCAGUCAUGGCAUGGCCUAUACAGUUAUUCAAGGUUUUAGUACCCAAUUAUAAGCCGAGGCCAUAGAGAAAUAGGCAAAGCGAGAGGUUUUACAAAAAAUAGGUCCACGAUAAUAAGCCCUGCAAAGUGAGGAUUUCUUUUUAAAGGGGUGAAUGACAACAUGUUGAAUUUGGGCUACAAAAUGUUUUAAUUACUAAUUUGCUACGUGAGACUUAUUUGAUCGAAUAUAUACGUUUCGUAAUGGUUAGGUUGUUCCAAUGCACUGAUAAACAGUGCCGUGAAAGAGUAUUUGCUCACUUCCUAAUUUUCUCUAUUUUUGCAUAUUUCUGACACUGAGGGCUCUUUUAAGGUGGCGAUAGUGUCAAACACACAUAAAAACUGGCGCACAUGGCAUUUUACAACCCUAACGCCAAGUUCGGCAAUUUACCAAGUCUAACAUCAGUACGAUUUUGCUCAGAUGCACAUGGAACAAGGUAUGCUUUUGGUGCCUGUAGACUUCAUAUUUAUAAAAACCAAGCAUCACUUCCCUCCUCUCUAUGAAGGCUGUUUUCCUUUCACCCUGCUCAAUGUAAUCAAGUAGACUAGUCAAGACCGUUGACAAAGUGUUUAGCUUGUGAGGCCGCUUGGAAAGAAAUCUUCAACUUUAAUCUUAAGCUUUAUUCAAAUCUAAAGUUUGAGAUGAGCAAAACAGUGAGCUGACAGUGAGCCUUUUUAUCUAUGUAUUGUAGGCAGGCCUACAUUGUUUUUAGCCAUACUUUGGACAUGCGAAAACCCUCUCCGUGAUGUAGACUACGGGUCCAUACCUAUCAUGAAACAAGAGAUGUGAACCUCGGUGAAUACCGGCAAACCUCAUAUUUAGAAGUUAUUUCCUGUAACAGUAGUUUGUUUUUCUGUUAAAAGAAAAUCAACCCAAGCCCACGUAGGCUACCCUUACUUACCCUAGGCCUACUAUAACAAAAGCUGGUUCAACAGCAACGCCUCGUGUCUUUUUUUUUACCCUGGCGAUUUAUGAUAUUAUUACAUUUGACAUGUAUUUAUUGUUGUUGAAAAAACAGAUUGCUUGUUUUUUGUUUCAUUUUAUUAAAGCCAAACUUAUUAGAAUGUUUCACUGUCCUAGUCUUAUGGUAAGAAGUGUGAAUGUGAUCUGCAAGAUGGUUCCAAUAUGUACUGUAUACAAACAGAAAUAUAAACUCAACAUGUAAAGUUUUGGUCCCAUGUUUCAUGAGCUGAAAUAAAAGUUCCCAGAAA